AUGUCGGCGCCUUCUAACUCGACGUGCAGCACAGUGAGGUCUUCUGCCUCAGUCGCAGUUGGGAAGUCAAACAGACGCAAUUAUCCUCGGGAGAUGAUCCGACUGCGCCCCGGCCACUACCGCCGUUACGCGGCCGGCAAUCGGUUUGCUCUGUACGACGUUUUGUUCGCCUGUACAAUGUGCCAUCGUCCACCGCCUUACCGCAUCAUUGAUCCGUGGCCUUCAGACCGGCCAUGCACGAGUCGAAAAGCGAAGAAGCAUUCCUUCAAGAAGAGCGCUCCCGUGAACACGUCUGCUCUGCGUCACGCCACGUCGAAUCGAUACUUUCCUCCUGCAGGCUCUCCACAGGUUGCCACGCCACCCCGGGAUGUCUACGAGCCGUCGACGGAACCGACGCCCGCGCCCGAGUCCCAGCCGACUCUGUCUGUUGUGGAACCCGAACCUGAAGGCCCCGUCCCCACACACGAGGGCCCCGUGAAACGGAGCAAAUGGUCAAUAAAGGCCCGAAAGACGCUCAGAAGCAAAGUGCUUGGUGCUGAGCCUGCGGCGUCUGAGGCCAACAGACUCCCUGCGCCCGCAACCGACACGCACAGUCGAACUCGGGCGUCAAGGAUUCUUUCGCUGUCUCUCUUCGGCUCAGAAGUAGCAAAGAGAACAGGGACUCUGCCGGCGGAUCGGGCGCCGGAGGCCCAGCCUGCACCCGCCGAAACGAUUCCCCGAGAACCGCCGAAGCUCUCGCCUCCUGGCGAGACGCGAGGACCGCCGACGAUCCGACACACUGUGUCUCGCAAGCAGUCUGAGAAACUUGGGGAACCCGCGCAGAAAAUUGUUGUCUCUGUCGGGACGUUCAAGGGAACGUACAAGGGAGAACUUGACGGUCAAACCCAGGUCUUCCUUCUGUGUGGCACGACGGAAGACAAUCUGGAGGAGCUCCUCAACCACACUCGCAACAAGUCACCCCUCACUGCGUUCACCGUUCCGCCCUCCGGCUGCUUCGCCGUCGACUUCAAACACGAGUUUGUCCUUCCGCUCGGCGACUCUCCUCCUCCUGGGUUGCGCAUCAGCGUUGUGUGCACGCGAGAGACGACUCGUGUGGAUGAGGACGGAAAGAAGCGGUUUAGUUGGAGGCUCAACGACGUAGGAAGCAUCGUGUCUCCAUUUCGAGAUAUGACAUCAUCGCAGACGGUCGACUGGGACGUGUACCCCGUGAAGUUGAACAAACAGUCAGGCUUUGAAGCGGAAAACGUUGUGUUGGACGCCAAGUUUGUCCUCUGUCCCGACUCCACUGGCCCGCCAGUUCCCCCGGAUGAAAUUGAACCUUUCAAGCCUCCGACGCCGCCAAAGGCGAAACUGCAAAAGGAGGCGAAGCACAACGCAGCGGCACCAGUGGACAUUCCUCGGCUCGCCCUGUUCGAGUCCGACGCGGCGCGUGGGGUGAAGGACUGCCGGUUAUCUACAAACCAGUCUGGGCAGAACGGCUUUCAGGAAUUGUCAUCUCGUCUGUCCUCUGCCUCGAAGGACGUACUCUCGCGCCGGUCGUCGUCAGUCCUUGAGAGGCUGGAGCGCGCGUUGAGGGAACACUCCGCGAGGAAUGAAAGACUCAUCAACAAGUUUCUGGACGAGUACCGGAGACGCGAGGAGAGAGAUUCGAGACACGACAGGAAGCGCGAAGAUGACUUCGGCCACAUGCGUGCGCCGGGGCAUCCGGGGAACCCCGAUGGCAGCGUCUCGUCGUCACUGCCUCACUAUGCGCAGAAACACUGCUAUCCGGAUGGCGAAGGCGCCUUCAGUGGAAAGAACGGCGCGAGUGUGUCACGUCUGAGCCGCGUUGUGUCUGACCACGGGAAAAGUGAACGGGACGUCUGUCGCCGUCAGGAGAAACUCGCGCUGGGUUCCUCCGCUCCGGUCUCCGGUGAUGAAACGUUCCGACUCACGAGGUCUCCGUCCCUGGUGUCGAAGCUGGAUUUCUCAGAGGACACCGCGUCAGAAAGCGCGCCUCUGUCUCGGUCGCUCCACCCGUCAUUUCGGUCGGACACGAGGCAAAGUGGAACAUCCCGUGUCGCGAAAAAGGGACACAUAGAUGACCGGAGCGAGGCGUGCGCGAACCCCACAUCGACGAAGAACACCAGCGCUCUUCAGAGAAGCGUGCGAAGCGACAGUCGACAGAGCGUCUCGCAUGGCUCGUCGGAAGCAAUUGCAGGGCGGCUCUCCAAACACCGCGGCUCAGCGAGUCGAGAGACACUCGAGGAUGUUCGGAGUUUCCCUGAAGCCGGUCGCUCCGGGGUGUUCGGAGCGAGGGGUUUGCACGCCCUUGCCACGGAGUCGCGGUCACCGAGUCUCUCGAUUUCCCCGGCGUCGACGAGCCGGUCGAACGAGCCUUCCGUCUCCUCCAGGGGAGGAACUUUCACGGGAGGCCUCUCCCAAAGUGACCGAGGACUCGCAGGCCGUGCGCCGACGGUCAAGGGAAUGCGUAGGUUUCCUCCUCCGAAGAAAGGUGGAAGUGGAUCCUGGUGUGGCAGUGAAACGUCGGCCAGUGAAGUGGAGUCGACGUUUCGGUCCCGCAGAAGUGAGGAUUUUACUGCCUCGCGGAUUUCUCCGCAUGCAGUCAAAUAUUUCUAA
Neospora caninum is the source of this 2619-nucleotide messenger RNA. RefSeq lists its product as hypothetical. Lineage: Eukaryota; Apicomplexa; Conoidasida; Eucoccidiorida; Sarcocystidae. The transcript has 7 exons. The record is from RefSeq and is a predicted model, not a curated record. The coding region runs from base 1 to 2619 and encodes 872 amino acids.